CUGUAUAAAUUCUGCUGCUAUAUCAUCUCCUAUCUACUCCACUCUAGUCACGUACUUAUCGUUUACAUCUCUAUCGUAUUCUCAAUCCGAUCAUCUCAUCGCAUCUUGUUUCAUAACAAUGGCCACGGAACCAGCUCAUGUUCUCGUUACUGGUGCUGCUGGACAAAUCGGGUAUGCUCUUGUACCAAUGAUUGCUAGAGGAGUGAUGUUUGGUCCUGACCAACCUGUGAUCCUGCACAUGCUUGAUAUUCCACCAGCUGCAGAGGCACUGAAUGGAGUGAAAAUGGAGUUGGUGGAUGCUGCAUUCCCCCUCUUAAAAGGUGUUGUUGCAACAACUGAUGUUGUUGAAGCAUGCACUGGUGUCAACUAUGCAGUUAUGGUUGGUGGUUUCCCCAGAAAAGAAGGCAUGGAAAGAAAGGACGUGAUGACAAAGAAUGUUUCCAUUUACAAGAGUCAAGCAUCUGCUCUUGAGAAGCAUGCUGCCGCAAACUGCAAGGUCUUGGUAGUUGCAAACCCUGCCAAUACCAACGCAUUGAUCUUGAAGGAAUUUGCCCCAUCAAUCCCAGAGAAGAAUAUAACAUGUCUUACAAGGUUAGAUCAUAAUAGGGCAUUGGGUCAAAUCUCUGAGAGACUGAAUGUUCAAGUAUGCGAUGUUAAGAAUGCUAUCAUCUGGGGGAACCACUCGUCAACGCAGUAUCCUGAUGUCAACCACGCAACUGUUUGUGGCAAGCCUGUCAGGGAGCUUGUUGCUGAUGAUGAAUGGUUGAAUGGAGAAUUCAUUAAAACUGUCCAACAGCGUGGUGCUGCAAUUAUCAAAGCUAGAAAACUCUCUAGUGCCUUAUCUGCUGCUAGUUCAGCUUGUGACCACAUUCGAGAUUGGGUCCUUGGAACACCGGAGGGUACUUGGGUUUCUAUGGGGGUGUACUCUGAUGGCUCAUACAAUGUACCUGCUGGGCUUAUCUAUUCCUUCCCUGUAACAUGCGCCAAUGGAGAUUGGAAAAUCGUUCAAGGACUUUCCAUUGAUGAAUUCUCAAGGAAGAAACUGGACUUGACAGCUGAGGAGCUCAGCGAGGAGAAAACCCUUGCAUACUCCUGCCUUUCUUAGGUUUCUUGUUAUACACUUCAUCUCUGGUUGAAUCUGGUUAAACAUGAUUCAAUAAGGCAACUGUUUAGCAAUUGCAAAGCUGUGACAAUGCAGACUGUUUCUGUGGAUCUUUUUGCUGGAUCUAUAUACAGUUUGUUAUCUAUUUCGGAUAUAUUUGAAGUGUAGACUUUAGAAUAUUGUCAUGAGAGGUGUAGGAACCUUAUCAUAUUGAAUGAAUGGACGUUUCAUCGUUCA
Messenger RNA from Daucus carota subsp. sativus, 1339 nucleotides. RefSeq names its product malate dehydrogenase, cytoplasmic. The record is from RefSeq and is a predicted model, not a curated record. Gene Ontology annotation, biological process: malate metabolic process; tricarboxylic acid cycle; oxaloacetate metabolic process. Gene Ontology annotation, molecular function: L-malate dehydrogenase (NAD+) activity. The transcript is spliced from 7 exons. Lineage: Eukaryota; Viridiplantae; Streptophyta; Magnoliopsida; Apiales; Apiaceae. The coding region runs from base 119 to 1105 and encodes 328 amino acids.